This is a messenger RNA of Stylonychia lemnae, 1947 nucleotides long. The record is from the annotation of a GenBank genome assembly. Lineage: Eukaryota; Ciliophora; Spirotrichea; Sporadotrichida; Oxytrichidae.
AUGGUCGAGUCAAGAGUGACAUUUAAGCUAGAAGCUUAUCUCAGAUUAAAUGGGUUCCUAACACUUCCCUCCAUAGAUGAAGAGCUUAAACGAACUUCAGGUGUUGAAGAUGCUGUCCAAGUAUUAGACACCCUUACAACAGCAGAAGGAUAUAAAAAAUAGAUAGAGCAAGUGGGUUCAGCAUAUGAGAAAUUGAAAGUCCGCGUACAUAAGCAGGUUAUCAGAUAGUAAAAUAAAGACCUAAAGAAGGGUGAAAAACCUUAGGUUGUCAGUGAUACAGAAUCCUCAGGAGAAGAAGAGGAUGAGGAGGCCAAAAAGUAAGAAGAUUUCAAUCAAGAUUGGGAGAGGAAAAGAAAGAGAAGAACAAAGGAAGACAUCGAAAAGGAGGCAUUACUUAUGGGUGAUUUAUAUGCAAUACUAGGAUUAGAUCAUCUUACAUAUGAAGCAGGUGAGGGUGAUAUUAAGUAAGCAUACAAAAAGCUUGCCCUCAUGUAUCAUCCAGACAAGAUUGGAGAAAAUAUUACAUAAUCAGACAAGGAGAUCUGGCUUCAAGUAUAGAAUGCAUAUGAGACAUUGAUUGACCCUACAAAGAGAAAGAGAUACGACUCAUCAUUACCUUUUGAUGACUCCAUUCCAUCAGAAGCAUAUAAUGAUAUUAAUGAAAAAACUUUCUAUGAUCUUUUCGAGCCUGUAUUCAAAAGAAAUGCUAGAUUCGCCAAGAAAAAGCCAGUUCCUAACAUUGGAGACCCCACUAUGCCAAUAGACUUAGUAUAUAAAUUUUACAAGUUCUGGGAUAAUUUCGAAUCAUGGAGAGAUUUCUCUUAGUAUGAUGAGUAUGAUGUCAGAGAAGCAUAGGAUAGAUAUGAAAGAAGAUAUAUGGAGAAGGAAAACAAAAAAAUGAGAGAUAAGUAUUAAAAGAAGGAGAGAUUAAGAAUAAUCAAGCUUGUUGAUACUGCAUAUAAAAAUGAUCCAAGAAUUAAAGCUGAGGAACUUAAGGAAGAACAGGAAAAGCAGAGAAAGAAGGAAGAGAUUCGUCUUUAAAAAGAGAAAAUUAGACUUGAUUAGGAGGAAAAAGUCAAAUAGUUGGAAGCUAUAAAGCAAUUAGAAAUCUAAAAGUAAUAAGAGGCUGAGAGAAAAAUUAAGGAGGAAAGGCAAGCAUUAUUAAAUAGAAGAAAAGAGUCAAUAAAGCAAUUAGCUAAUUUGUGCCAAGAAAUAUUACCAGGGUCAAAGUAUGAUAAGUUCUGGGCUGAAGAAUUCUGCAAGAAACUUAAAUAAAUUGAUGAAGUUGAGGAAUUUAAGAAAAAAUUAGAGAGCAUAACAGAUGCUGAAUAAUUCUAACAGCAGCUUGAGUCAUAAAUAUAAGAUGUUACUGGUUAGAGCUAAAAUGGAUAAGCUGGUAAAUAGGAGGAGAAAAAGAAGGUUGAGACAGUUAAAGAUAACUGGUCAACUGAAGAAUUAUCUCUAUUGAGUAAAGCUAUUGUAAAGUAUCCAGGAGCAUUACCAAACAGAUGGAAAAUUAUUACUGAUCAUAUUGGGACAGAUAAAACUUAAAAGCAAGUGAUUGCAAAAGCUCAAGAGUUAUCUCAGAAAACUAGUUUAUCUAAGGCUGGUAAGGAGCCAAGCUCCUCAGUUUUAUCUUCGUCAUUCGCUCAAAAAGAGGCAAAGAAACAAAUGUAAGAAGUAAAAUAAAAACCAUAAAACCCACCUGAGGAAAAGAAAUAAGAACCAAAAUAAGAAGCAAGGGAAGAGGAAGUACCUGCUUGGAACAAUGACUAAUAAAAACAACUAGAGCAGGCAAUGCGUGAGUUCCCAGGCAGUAUUCCUAUUAAGGAAAGAUGGAUCAAAAUAUCAGAAAAAGUAGAAGGUAAAAGUGCCAAGGAAUGCUAUGAAAGAUUUAAAGAGAUCUGCGCUAUGGUUAAAAAGUAGCAAGAAGCUGGAAAGUAAUGA